AUGAAGGGCCCAAAGCGAAAGAGGCUAGCAAAGGCCUGCGAUGCGUGCCACAAAAGCAAACGCCGCUGCGAUGGAACAGCUCCCUGCAGCAACUGCUACUACGCCUCCAAACAGUGCACAUACACAGACGCCUCCGGCCGCCCCGUCCCUGCCCCCCGCCCCUUCAAGCCAGAGCGCCAGGACCCAUCCUCCUCAGCAGCAGACAACCGCCCCAUCCUCCCCGCGCCCUCGUCCAGCCAGUUCCGCAUCUACCCAAAUCCACCCCCGCAACAGCAGCAGCAGCAUCCGUACCAGGCCGACAGCGAUGACGAGCACAAACACACCCGCAAACGCUUCCGCAACGACCGCGGAAACCCCAUGCCCGUCGACGACCUCGUCAUCGACGGCCCCAUCUCCGCCGUAUCCAUGGAUCGCGCCGCCUCCGCAGAGCUCGACCCCUCUUCUUCGCCCACUGCCAUCCUGCCCGCGCCGUCAUCCACAAGCCCACCUUUGCCUCCGCCCUCAGCCACAAUCGCGUCCCAUCUCACCUUCUUCUCGCCGUCUGCGCUCUCGCCGCACCGCUAUCAAAACAGCCCCGCUUUCGGACAUCACCCACUCGAUUCGCCGGCAGACCGUUCGCACAAGAAGCUCUGUCCCAGAUGUUUGAUGGCGCAGGUCGGCUCGUCGUUGAGCCAGACCUCGCUGCUGCCCAGGCUCUCUGUGUUCUCCAGAUGCACGACAUCCUCACCAAAGACAAGACCGCCAUUUGGAGCUCCCGAUUUCAUGGUAAUACCCCCAUUGUCUCUCUCCUUCCCACUGCUGAUCAAAGAAGCAGACCUCGCUCUACAAAUCGUGGAGGGCCUCGGAGUACACAGUCCGGAGCACCCGACGCUAACCCCGGUCCCAUCCCAAGAGUUCGUCCAGCGCUCCAUCGAGCGCGAGGCCAUCCGCCGCAUCUUCUGGCUCAUCCAUCUCCUUGAUGUCAUGGCUUCUAUCUACUUCAAAAAACCCGUCACAUUCACCGAUAGCGAGCUCCGUCUGAGGCUCCCUGUGGACGAAACAAGCUUCGAGUUGGGCGUGCAUUCCACAUUGCCUGAAUACCUCUAUCUUCCGGCGGUUAGGACCCAGUAUGCCUCCGAGUUCGGACAUCUCAUUCGCAUCGUCUCCAUUUACGCGAAAAUGGAAUACGCGCUCGACGAACUCAACGGCAAGUCGCCCACAGAAACCUCAUUACACCCAGAGACGGCAUCCAAUCCUUCUGCGAUGUUGAUGGAGGCUGAAAACAAGAUGAAGGAGUGGGAUCGCACGCUACCGGAACACUUGCGGUUCUCCGAGCAAAGCCUACAGGUCCAGCAAAGCAUGUUCGAAACCAGUUCCAACACCGGUGCGUGGUGUUGGUGCAACAUCCACAUUCACCACGCUUCUUGCGUCCUUGCACUUCAUACUGGAAGCCGCACGCACCGAGGUCCUAGACCAGACGCUUCGGAAGCGCUUCGGAAGAUUGACUUGAUAUUGCAAAUGCUAGGCGACCGCGCGAAGAACAGCAUACUCAGUUGCGUGUUUUUCAUUGAUCUUGCGGUUUUUUUUGUUUCUCAUGAAAUCCCCUUCUUGAUAGUGGGUACUGCUCUUUGGUCUCUUGUCAAAUAUUGCAAGCGGGACGACGCUCAGAUCCGCAAAUGGGCUCAUGAAUACGAGGAAAGUUGGGGUACUGCAACUUUCGAGCUUGUGCAAGACUGGCGUUCCCAUCCGUCACCGCCGCAACAGCAUCAGUACCCUCAUCCGCAUUCUCAGCAACCCCAGCAGCAGCAACACUCGCACACUACUUCUCAUGGACAUCCCCAACAGCCACAUCAAGUCCCACACCGCCGACUUUCUGAUCCGCCUUCCUACAGUGGCAACGGUGGCGCCAACUGCGUAGACCAUUCUGUGAAGCGCUCUCCCAGUCACUCGCCCCCCAUCUCUUAUCCCCUCGGCCGACCACCCAACUCCGCGAAUAGCAGCUCCAGCAACCACAACUCUAAUCGACCCUUGGGCAUCAAUCCGCACGAGAAUAACGCUCUCCCGGAUUCUUCCAACGGCAACGGCGCAGGUAGCUCUAGGGACAGUGGACGAACGGGGCAAGGGCAACCUUCAGCUCCACCAGGGUCUGGCGUCGGCGUCGGACCGGCUUUGGGACAUGGUGGGAAUGGAAGCCAAGUGUCGAUGUCCCAGAGCCAGCCGCAGGGCGUUCUAGGGAAGUUCGCGGGCAGGGAUCAGGCGAAUGUGACGCAGCAUCCGCGCUGGCCACAUCUUGGCGCGGGAGGUGCGGCAGCGGGGGUGAAUGGGGGGAUGAGUGGGCCUGGCGUCUCGGGCGAUGUGACCGUGGGCGUGGGCGUGAACAGCGUGUCAAUGGGACCUGGCGGAGGUGGAAAUGCGGGCCUUUCGAUGAAUGGGUCUGGGAGUGGGAGCAACUCUGUAGGAGGUGGCGGGUCUUCGAACACAGCGGGACAAAGGAACCUCAGCCUGUUGGACGGGAGCCUCCAGCUGCCUUCGCUCAAGUCGAGUGGCCUGUUAGACUCGUGGUCUUUGAGGAAUAACCAGGUGGCAAAUGGAGCUGCACACCAGCAGGGACAGCAGCAGCAGCAGCAGAAUACGACAUCGCCGCGGAGAACGACGCCUCCUGGUGGUGGUGGUGGUAGUUUGGGCGUGCCGUCACUGGCUCAGCACCGUUCCCUGCACCAUCAUGGGCACUCUGGUUCGUCGGAUCUGCGACCCUCGACGACGCUUGCUAUGCCCGUAGGUCUGCAGUGGCUUGCGAACGAGUCUCAAUAA
This is a messenger RNA of Cyclocybe aegerita, 2790 nucleotides long. The record is from the annotation of a GenBank genome assembly. Lineage: Eukaryota; Fungi; Basidiomycota; Agaricomycetes; Agaricales; Hemipholiotaceae.